Porites evermanni is the source of this 5536-nucleotide messenger RNA. The record is from the annotation of a GenBank genome assembly. NCBI's taxonomy places the organism in Eukaryota, Metazoa, Cnidaria, Anthozoa, Scleractinia, Poritidae.
AAUAAAACCAAUAUGGCCGACGAAGUUGAUUUGGAAAAAUUUAUUAUCAAAAAGGUAAAUUGUUUCUGAUACAGCUGAUUACUAUUAUUAUUAUUAUUAUUAUUAUUAUUAUUAUUCCAUUUCAUGGCCUGUGACAUUCACUUAAAUGCAUAUUUUUUUCAGGCUCCACCGAAAGCGUUCUACAUUCCCGAUUUCAUUUCAGUCGAAGAAGAAAGUUAUCUCCUAGAUCACGUAUGUAAGCUCAAUCUCUGAGGUCAUUUGUUUGCGUUUGUUUGUUUGUUUAGAUUGUUUGCUUUUUGUUUUUGCUUUUUUUAAUUGACUGAAUUGGGGAACCAUUCAUAGUUAGACGUAAUCAGGCCUAUGAUUCACUAGAAAUGAUAAUAAAAAUGCAGGGUUUGAGCUAGGAUUUGACUACUUUGGGUCAAUUUUUGAGGCACAUUUUUCAUUUCAGAGGGUCGUUAAACCAUAGAGAAAAUUUCAAAGUGAACUGUAAUUUUAGACAUUUAAUGAAAUAGUGAUAGCAACAAGUUACAACCAGCAGCUGAUCAUGACCACUAAAUAUAAGAAAGUGACUAUUUAUGCAAAAGAGCAAGACCAACAAAUUUGUUAUGCCAUUAUCAAUUUAUACUAUUUGCUCUUGUUGCAACAUUUCAUUGCAGAUCACCAAGUAGUAACUGUUAACAAUUCAGUUUUGAUCAUUAUAUAUUUAGUUGCUGACAUGCUUCAAGCAAAAAUUCCAGUGGAAACUUUGAUAAUUUGGCCGCAAUUUUCCACAUUUUGCAGGCUUUGUUUUGAACAAUUUGUGCUCUGCUUGUUAUGAACAAUUCACUGUGCUGAAAAUUUUCUAAUUUUUUCAGGUCUUUUUCUAAACGCUGGAGGGGACAAAAUGACCCCUCAGUCAUUUUCACACCCAUCUUCGGAAACCCAGGGGCAGAUAGUGGGGGCGAGGGAAAGUCUAAACGGCAGAAAAAUAUGGCACGAAGAAAAGUAAAGAACAGCAAGAAGAGCCACUGGGGACAAUGUCUUACCAGACCAGUUCCAAAUGGUCGCUGCCAUUCUGCCUUCUGAUUGGGCGGAAAAAGACAAAAGUUUUCUGGCACCAAUCAGAAGUCAGAACGGCGGCGACCGUUUGGAACUGGUCUGGUAAGACAUUGUCCCCAGGGCUCUUCUCGCCGUUUCCCUCGUCCCCACCAUCUGCCCCUAGGUCUCCGAGGAUGUUUCGAACCCUGAAAAUGUAUUUAAAUAAGCUUGAUUAUCAAUUAUUGAAUGAAUAUAACAGCCUCGGCAGAUAACACCCUCUGAGAUCUCCAUAAUUCUUCAGAUGAUAUGAAAGCCAAAUUCAAUAAUUCUUUUAUUAUUCAUUCAAAAUAAUCCCUAGGUUAAAAACAAGCUAAAACAUCCUUGCCUCCAUUGAUGUUAUAAAGUUCAUCUUCAGUAGUGCAUGGUUAUCGGCAAGUUGAUAGCUCAGUCAAUGGCAAGCAUGUCCAUGAUCUUUUUUGCAAUAAUUGUUAUUACUGGUGAUUGGUGAUUAUAACUGGUGGCUGAGCAAUUUGCAUAGGGUGCUUCAUGUAUUUUGAUCAGAUUAUUACUGACAUAUCGCAAGAAUAUGGUAUUUGCAGCUUAUUUACUGGAAAACCCAUUUUGGUGUUGUCCCAGGGUGGGGCAUUUGCACCCUAUUUUUAAGCCCCACCGCGGGGUUUUUGUAUGAAUGCCUGGCCCGAGAACGUGUGACAUGAAGAAUCCUCAGCUUUUGUCUAGACUGCAUCUUGCCUGGGAAUUGUUGCCUUUUUAUAUACAAGAUUAAUUAAAAUGUGACAAAAAUUUGUUUUAAAGAUUAUAUCAUUAAAAAAAUUAAUGAUAAAUGGCUAUUAAGUUAUAUAAUACUGUGUGGUAUAAUUUCUAUUUAUGUUGGUAAUAAAUCAGUGUUUAAUAAUUUUUCUCUGUGUCAAAAUUAGGUUUAUGGAGCUCCUAAACCAAAGUGGACAAAACUUUCAGGAAGGCGACUUCAAAAUUGGGGUAAAUUACAAACAAACAGAAAAGUUACUAUACCAAUGAACAUAUCAAAAUACUGUAAACUGACUCUUAUAAUCCGUGGGCUUAUACAUCUUGUAAGUGGUUUUAGGAGGGCUUAUGAACUGAGGGGUUUAUAUUUGGGGGGGGGGGGUGCUUAUAACUGGAAAUUAAAAAAUGGCAUCGAAACAAGCUGUAGACGAGUGGAUUUUGCAUUUACUAUUUUUUGAUAAAGCUGCAUAAUGUCUAGUCUCCCUCGCAGCCAUUUUUUAGAUGUCACAGGAGCAUUGCGUGACAUCCAAAAAACAGCUGCGAGGGAGACUACAUAAUGUCAUAAUAAAAAGCCCCCACCCCACGCCCCGCACCCCCUGCAUUUAAGCCGCCCUCUAGCUUGUAUUAAACUAAAUCAAAAUUCAUUUUAAUACAAGCUAUAGGGGGGUUUAUAUCCGGGGGCUUUUUAUAAUCGAAAGGUUUUUUUGUUUGCUGGUAGGUAGAUAAGCCUAUAACUGGGAGAGCUUAUAGGACAGUGGGGGCUUAUAAGGGGCUGUUUAUGGUAUGUAACUCAGAUCAGUAGUGUUGCUAAUUUUUAGUUGUGUGAAACACUACAAUGUACGAAUUGAGUCUAAUGUCAUUUUUCUUCAAUUUUAUCUUAUUUAGGUGGCUUACCACAUCCCAAGGUAAACAACAUAUAUGUAGAUUUUUAACAUUUUAAAAGAAAGUAUUAAACUAAAAGUAAUUAUUUCCUGAUUGGUAGAAAGGUGAGGGUCAACUUAAAACAACAUAAUUUGUAUUGGAAAGGUAUGCGAAUAUUUUCAGGAACAACACAGUUGUACUAUUAACACAAAAUGACUAUUUCCAUAAAUUAACAAUUAAGUCAUAUAAUUUUAUUCUUUUUCCUCUUAGGGAAUGGUUCUUGAAAAACUUCCACCGGUAAGUAAUAAUAAUUAUGACAUGUUUGUCUAAAUUUCUUAAUAUGAGAUGAUUUGGAUGAUUUACCCCAUUUCAAUCCUAAUAGUAGCCAUUAGGCAAAAACUUCGCCAUAAAUUCAAUUCUUCUUUCGUAAAAUCCUAAAAAAUGAAUAGUAUUAGGCAAAGUUAUGUCAAAGGUGAUUCGUUUAAGAAAUUGUAUCAUAGGAUUUUGUCCACCAAUUAAAAGUUAGUGUGACAAAUCUUUGUACUAUAAUAAUUAAAUAAAUUGGACUAGGAGGAGAAGCAGUGUGCAAAGAAAGUAAUGUCGCAUAGCCCGGGGCUAGUGGAUUUUGCUAAUAUUGGGCUAGUGAAUUCUGUUGUUAACUUGCCUGAAGGGCAAGUGAUGUUUUUUGAGCAAUUCGAAUAACAGAAGAACUAUAAAAUCAAUUCUGCUCGUCAAAAAGUGUCUGGGGCUAGUUGAAAUGACAUCAGGGCUAGUAAAUGCUAGCUUCAGCUUGCCUGAAUGGCAAGCUGUAAAAAUGAUUUUCUUUGCACCCUGAGAAGGGCAAAAAUCAUGACAUAAAAUCUUUUGUUUUUCAGUGGCUACAGAAAUACUCUGCCAAGGUUGGGGCUCUUUCAGUAUUCAGCGAUGUUGCUCCAAAUCAUGUAUUAGUAAAUGAGUAUGAACUGGGUCAAGGAAUAAUGGUGAGAAGAAACACUUCUGUUGAAAAAAGUGUAUAUGUGUGCUUUUUUAAAAUCUUCACCUCCCCAUGGGCAAGGGUUUUAUGGAAUUUACCUGUCAUCUGUGCCGGUUUUUCAUUAACCUGAGUAGCAUGGCGGUUUUUUUUGCACACUACUGAGCGGCAAAGCCUCAAAAGUGCGCGCAAAGUGCGCGCGAACGAGCGGGGGCCACAGUCUUCACACAGUUUCACUGCCCCCAGCUUGCCUUGUUUGCACCUCUAGCCAAAACCGCCAUGCCAAGCAGGCUAGUUUUUCAUCCUAAAUAUUUAUGCACCCCAACACAAAAUAUUACAUUAAAACAACAACAACAAAAAAGAAACCUUAUUGCACUUCAACUGGGUUGACCCUUUGCGAUACUGUUACAGAGGAUUCACUUUGUCAAUCACAACAUUAGUUUUCUUUCAUAGAAACAGUAGCAGAACUUCAUUACAGACGACUCUCUCUUAACGGACACCUCUAUAAGACAGACACCUCUGUAAAACGGACACCUAGAGUUGGUCCCUGCCUUUGUUUAUUCCCUUUAUAAUUUGACUCUUUAUAAGAUGGACAUCUCUCUAAGACGGACACUUACUAGUGCCGGUCCCAAAGGUGUCCGUCUUGAAGAGAGUUGACUGUACAUCUAUCCUGUACAACUGACUCUGGGACUACCGGGUAUGAAAAAAUAAGCACUGCGGUCCUGGUAUAAUUAAAACCAAGAGAAUUGAAUUCUGUCAGUCUAAUAUAGAAAAAUUAUAAUAACGUAGUUUGUACAAUUCUUUGAAUAAGUGCCAUAUUUGAGGCGUGAAAAAUCUAAUAAGCGCCGUGGCGCUUCUUUGAGUAAAUACGGCAAUCCUUCAGAUCCUUUGUUAUUUUCAGCCUCAUACAGAUGGACCAUUAUUUUAUCCAGUGGUUUCCACCAUUAAUCUUGGUUCUCACACCUUUCUGGACUUCUACCAUCCUUUAACCAAGACAGGUCAUGACUCCAAGGUAAGAGUUUCUUUUUUUAUAACUUGGGAAACUCCAACCCAGGACUGGACCAGUACGGUUAAAAAAAUGAAGCAAAAAAACAAAAACAAAACAAAACUCAACAAAAACCCUCAAUAUAUAAAACGGUAAUAAUAGGCAUCCUGUCCGGGGCGUAGCCAGGAUUUUUCAGAGGUACGAACAAUUCUCCGAAACUUUAGAGUUUUUUCUGCAUAUAUGAAAUGACAUUAGCAACUUGUAAAAUACUUUGUCGCGUGUUGGGGUCCAUUGACUGAUGCAUGUCAAUCAUCUGUCUUACAUGCAAUUUAAGACUACGUACUUUUCUUGGUAAUUUUGUUACUGGGUUCGUUUUGUCGUUUUUGAUUAGAUGCAGUGGGUAAUAACGAAUUGAAAAGGUGUCUCUAUAGAUUUUGAAUCCGAAAUCUAAAGUGAAUCUGAUGUCUUGUAAAUUCGCCAUGUUUUAUAGUGUAAACAGUUUGUCCAACGAAUGCGGAUACUUUUCCGUCUUUGAUCGUACGAGGUUGCAGUAAACCAAAAUGGAACUGUCAAUUUCAUGAAUAAAGGGCGCCUUAGCAACAACGACGGAGAGGGCAACGAAAACGUCCCUAGCUAUCAAAAUGAAUGCACGGGUUUUUUCUUUUUUAACUUUUUCGCGUUUAUUUCAUCUCUCUCCAAAUGGCAAAUGUAGGUGAACUUCCCUAUGAAGUCUUGGGGACCNGAUCCUUUGUUAUUUUCAGCCUCAUACAGAUGGACCAUUAUUUUAUCCAGUGGUUUCCACCAUUAAUCUUGGUUCUCACACCUUUCUGGACUUCUACCAUCCUUUAACCAAGACAGGUCAUGACUCCAAGGUAAGAGUUUCUUUUUUUAUAACUUGGGAAACUCCAACCCAGGACUGGACCAGUACGGUUAAAAAA